AUGGAGCAAUCAUGCUCAAAAGCACCACCACCACCGCCUCCAUCGCUCGCCCGCUUCUUCCACCCUCGUAUUCCGUUUCCACGUGUCUUACAACCAAAAGGAACAUUCACCCCAAUGGAAAUUCCCAAUUCGUACCUACAGUACUGUGUCACGUCAUCAACACAGCCGACAAUCCUUCGACGUGGAAAUGGAGCCGGGACGUCAUCAGAUGCCCGGUCCCGUCCGGAUACCGUAUACCGGAGAAAUGAUCCGGCGAACAGGCCUUAUGUGAUGAAGAAACGACCGCAAGCACAGGUUUACCAUUGUGUACAGUGCAAUAAGAAUAUCAAGUACCCCUCAAAAAUCACGGAGCACAUCCGAAAGCACACCGGCGAGAAGGCGCACGUCUGUCGCGUUUGUGAUCGGAGUUUCAGUCAAGCGCACACAUUGAAGGCGCACAUGCUUCAACACUCGAAUGAGACACCCUACAAGUGCUCGUAUUGUCCAGUGGAAUUCGCGGAUUUAGUCGAUAAGGAUGAGCAUGAGGAGUCCCAUCUGCAUCCCGAGGCUCUCUCAGCUCUCAGCAAUCCCCGAAUCCUUCAACUCGAGCUCCGCCGCCAAGAGGCUCCGCCCAUUUUAGAAGUUGAAGACGUUGAGGAAGAAGAAGACGUCGACGCUGAUGAAGAAGGCACACAGAUGUGUCAGAUUUACGAGUGUCCCGAGAUGUGUGGGUUUCAGAGUUUUGACGAGCCUGAAGUCGUCGCCCAUAUUCAGAUUGCUCAUCAAAUUGCUCAUCAUCAUCCCUACGAAACCGUAUGCUGGACAGAAGAACAAGGGGGUGGAGUCGAGACUGAUAGGCCUGAUCAGAAAAUGGCUGAACUUGUCCACGAGGAGUACACCGAAUACUUUCCGGAACGAUUCGUCCCUCAGGUCGCUUCUGAAUCCAUAAUUCAUGAAUCCACGUCGUCAUCGGCUACGGUAGCUUGCACAUCUAACUGGACACGUGGCAGUAGAAUGGUGUACAGUAAUCAGGAGGAGGAAAGGAUGAGCAAUGCGAAGGUUAUGAAGGAAGAGGAGGUGGAAGAGGAGCACAUGGCUUAUGAUCAGCUGAUCAUGCAACAUCAUUUACACACAGAUGUACUUGAUGACGUCGCUGUUGAAGGUGUAGAAGAAGAAGAUGGAAAUGACGUCGUCGUCGAGGAAGAAGACGUAGAAGAGGACGAACCAGAGCACGUUCGAGUGAUUGUGAAUCCGAAUCCGCCGAAACGUGGCACCAAAUCGUUGCGAGACCAUCAUGAAGCGUCGCAAGCAAUGAAGGAGGUGAUAAUGGAAGCAUCGACACUGGUGAUGGCCGCACCACGACCACAGAAACCCAUUGAUUUGUAUUCACAGAAUAGUUUGGAUGCAGCUGCGAAGAAGAGAAAACGAGCCAAGAAAUCGAUGAAUGUCGAUUGGAUUAUUGAUGCGGUUGCGAAGGGUGUUGACGUCAGUGAAGCAUCUCCACAUAUCCGUAAGAAGCCAACACUCCACAAAUGUGAGUACUGUGGUCGUGUGGACAAAUACCCAUCGAAAAUCCGUGCCCACAUGCGAACCCAUACCGGCGAAAAGCCAUUUAAAUGCGAGAUUUGUGGAAUGGAAUUCAGUCAGAAGACUCCGCUACGACUACAUUUACGACGUCAUCUGGAUCAGAAGCCGUAUGAGUGUGAUGUGGAUGGAUGCAGAGAGCGAUUCGUGUCGGGAGCGAUUCUCAAGUUGCACAUUGAGAAGAAACAUUUGAUGAAGAAAAAAUUCGUGUGUCAUCGUGGCUGUGGUCGUGUGUUCUCAUCGAGUUACAAUAUGAGACAUCACGAGAAGAAGUGUCUAGUUCCAAUGGAAACAUAUCAUCAACAACAUGCGAUUGGUGAUGAAUCGAUGAAUGGAGAAUAUAUUGAUGAAGACGAUGAAGAAGAGCUAUUGGAGGAAGACGGAGGGGGCAGAGUCUAUAUGGACCACUUGAUGGAUCCAUCAAUCGUCGAACAAAUUCCAAUCGCCGAGCAGCACUUCGUCGAAGAGCCCGUUUUUCUUCAUCAAUAA
Messenger RNA from Caenorhabditis briggsae, 2052 nucleotides. Bases 1 to 2052 code for a protein of 683 amino acids. NCBI's taxonomy places the organism in Eukaryota, Metazoa, Nematoda, Chromadorea, Rhabditida, Rhabditidae. The transcript has 8 exons. Gene Ontology annotation, cellular component: nucleus. The record is from RefSeq and is a predicted model, not a curated record.